GAGUCGGGGCGCGUGGUUGUUCAAAUUCUCCAACCCCUCCUCUCUCUCUCUCUCUCUCUUUCUCGAUCGUUUCCUACUAAUAAUUUCACACCAUUUACCCUGCGAUCUAGGGUUUUUCGUUUCGAAUCGCUUCUCUGAUUCCGAAAAUUUUUAGUUUUUUUUUUUUUUUUUUUUUGGGUUCUUCGGUUUGGGAAAUUUAGAGCGAACUUGGGCCUUUGAUUUGUGGCGGAGAUGGAGCAGCUCAACUCGAAGCUAUACGAGAAGUACAAGAAUUUGAAGAAGAGGAAGUUGUUUGAAGAGGAAUGGGACCAAAAAAGAGAUGCUGAGAUAAGAAAUUACCAACUGGCUACGGAGGACUUGAUUGAAGAACUGAAGAAGGAAAAUGAGCGUCUGUAUGGGGAGCUAUCUUCGUUGCAGGAGCAAUGUGCUGAAACUGAAAAGAUUUUGCUUGAGGAGAGUCGUAAAACAAAAGAGCUUUCCAGUGAAGUUGGGAGGCUUCAGAUUUUGUUGUCGCAGAAGAAGGAUACCAACGACAGCACACUGAUAAGAUCUCUUAAUAUAACCCCUGAAGCAAGGUCAAAGAAAGCAUUUACAGUUUCACCAGAAAAGAAGACACCAAACUCAUGCUCCAAUAAAGGUGGGAGUCAACAGGAAGUAGCUGUUGCUCAUUAUAACUGUCAAGAGAAGCAUAAUAUACCAGACUGCUGCAGAGGAUAUAUGGACAACACCGAAGGUGGGACUGGAAAAUCUUCGGUUAUGUGUGUGUUUCAUACACUAAUAGAAUUCUUAGUUGGCAUGAAAUUCUCUGUUGGCAUCCAAACAGAAGAGCUAUGUCUUUCAGUCAUUCAUGAAAAGAGCGGGUAUAGCUUCAGCCUUAUAUUGAUCAGACAUGAAAGUGGGCAAGGUGAUUUGAUGUAUCGUGUAUCUUCAUUGGGGACGUUGGAAAGGGUUGCUCUGGACUGGAUGAAGGAGGACGUGAUCUUCAGCAUGACCAUGUGCCCUGUCUUUUUCCAGAGAAUAUCACGAGUCGUCGGCCGCGGUUGACUCGGCGGUUCCUUUUGCUUCUAAAUAUGCAUCAGGUAAAGCUUGAGAGUGCGUAAAGCUCGAAAAGAUUGGUAUGCAAAGUGCAGUUUGGCAUGUGAUCCGAUAACUGCUCUUGUACUUUGCAUGAAUUCGAGACCUGUAUUAUUGGUAGUUAAUAUAUAUGGAAAUGUUAUAAUCAACAAAAGGUUUCCUAAA
Molecule: messenger RNA, 1239 nt
Organism: Ananas comosus (pineapple)
Lineage: Eukaryota; Viridiplantae; Streptophyta; Magnoliopsida; Poales; Bromeliaceae
Exons: 8
Coding region: 232-1044 (270 amino acids)
Biological process (GO): developmental process involved in reproduction
Source: RefSeq, a predicted model, not a curated record